Micropterus dolomieu (smallmouth bass) is the source of this 3959-nucleotide messenger RNA. Its product is annotated as dynactin subunit 1. Bases 725 to 1897 code for a protein of 390 amino acids. The record is from RefSeq and is a predicted model, not a curated record. The transcript is spliced from 12 exons. NCBI's taxonomy places the organism in Eukaryota, Metazoa, Chordata, Actinopteri, Centrarchiformes, Centrarchidae.
GCAUUUGUGUCGUUUACGUUAAUUAUUAUAUACUGUAUUUCAGCCAUAGUUUAUAUUAUAUUUUCAAAACAACACAUUACUCCGUGUCCAGGAGACGGUCAAUAAUUACUUUGCCAACCAGGACAGGAACGUUAACGUAACGUUAUGAACACUGAGAGAAAACAAGUCACCGUAAAGCUGCUGCUAACUGAAAUUAGCAUAGGUUAACACUAUGAGAACGUUUGUUAUUUAACGUUUCCUUCGCCACUUUAUCUUGACGUGUGUAGUGAGCAUUUUCUGGCAGCCAGCAUCUACACCGCUGAGCUCCUGUCCUGCCUGCACCGCUUCCGGUUUAAAUCUGUACCUGCUCGUGACAGCUUGAGAUGGAGAUAUUCCCCACGGCCCUGGAGAUCAAUUAGAGUAACCCAUUAUAUAAUGACCCCUGCACGCUCUAGCACCUCGGCUACAUUUUCCUGAGUAGCAGCUGAUGAGCGUCCCUACAAACGUGCAAAUGUCCUGGCCAGCUGCAAUUUAAUCUCCCACAAGGUGUCAGAGUCUCAGCUAGGUUGUUACCUCGCCGACCAGCCCCACGUCUAAAAUUACUGUGUCAUUAUCUUUCAGUGCUUUUUAAUGUGGAGUCACCGUCAGGCCAUACAUGACUUUGUGCACCAAGGAUCAAUAGACUAAUGCUAAUGAAUGGUACAUUUGACACCUUGAUGCAUUUCUAUGAUAAUUCAACUCAGACAUGAACUGGGACAAUCAGCUGAGCUCUAUCCUGUCAGUGGCAGAUGGCAGCGUUGCAAAGAUGAGGGAGAGACUGACCUCACCAGGGAAAUUCACCAAAGUAGAAGAAGACUUGUUUCCAGUGAAGGAUAGGGUUCAUGAUUCAGAUGUCGACCGUCCUGCUCUUCCUCUCCGGGUCCCCCCUCUCCGACAGCCUUCCCCAUCUCUCAGUCCUGGUGUUCAAUGGGCAGACCUUGCUGCUCUCCAGUCACAACUCCAGAUACAGAGCCAGGCGAUUGAGUCUCUCACUCAGAAACUCCACGACAUGGAAAGGGAGAGACGGUCUCAGCAAUGUCACAUCGACACACUACAAGAGGAGGUUCACAGGCUGAGGGAGAGGGAAAGAGAGAGGGACGAAUCGAGGAGGGGACAAAGUCCAGGAGCAGAGAGAAGGAUGGAGCAGUGGAGGAGAGAGGUCGGACGUGAGCUGAGCAGUCUGCGGGGACACAUCACGAGAGCCACGUCGCUAGGCAACCUGGAGGAGAGUUUCAGCUCAAAGCUUCGCCGGGAGGAGCUGGAGCACCUGCGGAGAGAAGUGGACCAACUGAAGACACGACUAAGAAGACAGGAGGAGGACGUGUUCCUCCACCAAGCAGAGGCCAGAGAGACCAGGAGACAGUAUGAACACAGCUGCAAGACACUGGAGGAGCUGACAGACAGCUAUAGAACUCAUAGCACUGAUCUGGCAAAGACAGUCUCUCAGUAUUCUCGCACGCAAGAAGAGGUCCGGCAGAUCAGAACAACCGUUUCAGAACUGAGGGAGGAAGUAAGGAGACUUGUUCUCCGAGAACGUGAACCAACACCUCUGCUGUCAGCGCACAGACCUGGGGCAUCACAACACCCACUCCCUCACAGCCCCGGCAGAGGGGUUAGAGUUGAAGAGCCGGACUCUGACUCAGAAGACUUUAGCCCAACCCCGAGCCUGGCUGAGGUCAGCUCAGAUGAUCUGUCUUGGCUGGAUGACAAAGAUCCUGCUCUUCAACAGAAGCCGCGAGUACGUCUGAGCGUUCAGUCCCGACGGAGUGACUUUGCUGGUCCGGAAUCAGAUCUGGAGGAUGAUGAUGAUGAUGAUGAUCCCCUUGAUGACGACGUGAACCCAGAUUUAGUAUCUGACCUAAGUCUCGAUGACCUCUGACCUUUUUUAAAGAUUUCCAAUUGCUAAUUCGUCUUUAAACAGUCUGAUCCCAUGUGGCACACCCAAUCCCCUGCUACCACAUUGUUCUAAAACAAACCACCAAAGGAUUCAGCAGAUGCUACCUGGUUGAUAUCUCUUCGUUUGAAAUACUAUGCGUCAAAGUAUUGUUUCCCCUCAGUCUAGUUAGUGACGUCUGCUAAUGGCUGUGGACAAAGGACUGUUCUCUUUAAAUAAUCUGCAGUAACCGUCUCCACAUGCACAGACUGGUAGGAUACUGGGAGCACACUGUGGAGACAGGCAGGUGUUUAAAAAGCUGAGAUCUUUGAGAGAGCUUCUCAUUCAUUUGUGAUGGUGGAUAGCAAAGCUUUGUGGCAGAGAAGUUGCAUUUUUGGAAGCAGCUUUAUUCCUCACUGAUUUUGAGUCAGUCACCACCCAAUGGAUAUAAUGGUUUCAUUUUUGCCACACCCUCUGAACCCAUGUUGCGAGUCGACGAUAAUUUCCUACCAGUGUUAAAGGAGAGGAAUGCUGUGAUUUUUCUGCUAAACCACAAGGUUUAGUUUCAGGCAGAAGAUUUUACAGUUAUGUUAAGGUUUAUGAUUACAGAUUGUUGGGGUAAGGGAAAGUUAGGGGGCAGUAGACUUUCAUCUCUGCCCAUUACUACAGUGGAAUCAAUAAGAACACCACUGAUCACUGUGCUUUUGAUUUGCACAAUUAUUGCCCACAAUAUUCUUAUAUUGACUUAAGUUGGUAGUUUUGAAUCAAUCAGUUUGCUUUACAGCAGAUUUAACUUCAAAACAUUGCACUUUGAUGUCCAGUAUAGGGCUUCAACUAACGAUUAUUUUCAUUUUUGAUAAAUCUGUCGAUUAUUUUAUCAUUUAAUCGGUUAGUUGUUUAGUUUCUAUAACUACAAACUGCAUCUCAUCUGUUGUGAUAUGACAAUGAAUUGUAAAGUGUCAGAAAACUGUGGAAAAUGUGUUUCCCAAAGCCCAAGAUGAUGUCCUCAAAUGUCUUGUUUCAUCCACAACCCAAAUAUAUUAAAUUUACUGACAUAGAGGAGAAAUUAAACUAGAAACAUUACAUUUAAGAAACUGGAAUCAAAUAAUUUUUCUUAAACAAUGACUCAAACCGAUUAAUUGAUAUCAAAAUAGUAGCCGAUUAAUUUAAUAGUCGACUACUAAUUGACUAUUUUAUAACUCGUUGCAGCUCUAUUACAGUAAUAGGUGUAAAACUUCAUAGUACCUUUUUUGAGCUUGAGUUCUGGUGAGCUACACUCUUCAGUACAGCAGUGUAAUGUCUAUUUAAUGGGUUUUUCAUCCUGACAUAAUGCACUCUAAAGUCCAGGAGGAAUCUGAUGAAGGACGGGGUUUUGAUUCCUGGUAAUGCAACUGAAGCAAAGGUAAAGAGGAAUCAAAAGCCAUUAACAGUAUCAAGGCGCCAACACCCCCAACCUCCACUGCGAUGUCUUUAUAUACACUCUCAGUUAAGACGAGAGUCCUUUUAUGCUGCCAUGUCUGACAUGAGUCACACUGUGCCAGGCUAGGUGUCGAGCUGUUUAAUAUUUCAGCAUCCAGACACCCCCCAUCGACGAUCCCAGACCACAGUGCAGAGCCACAGGGGAGCAGACAGGCAGGUCAAGUGUUCAGUGGGGUGUGAAUUCGGAGCAAUGGGUGGGGAAAGUGACCAUAGACACAAUCCAGUUCAUCUAAAGAGACAGAUUGUUUCACCAGUUAAUAGUGAACAAUAAAAGACCUUUUGGCAAACAGUAACUGGCACAAAGCAGUACAUAACCGUAUUUAAACAAACCUCUUUUAACACACUCUCCUUGUAUAGCUGUAAAUGUUGUAGUUGAAGAGACAUUUAAUGAAGAAAAGGCUCAUUUAUUUGUUAUUGUGGCCAGAUAAUGGCUGAUGAAUCAGACCCUUCUGCUGCAGUUUUAUUGCUUUUGCCAAGUAUUGUGUAGUGGCGCUGUUGUAAAGCACUGCACUGAUUCAUUCACUAACGGUCUGUAAAGAAAAAGUUUAUUUUUUGUCUCCAACAAUAAAAGUCUGUGUAAAAGUUGAAA